Messenger RNA from Sclerotinia borealis F-4128, 786 nucleotides. The record is from the annotation of a GenBank genome assembly. Lineage: Eukaryota; Fungi; Ascomycota; Leotiomycetes; Helotiales; Sclerotiniaceae.
AUGCCUCGUCCCGCGUCUAAAACAGUAUUCGUCAUAGUACCCGGUGCCUCCCAAUCCCCCGCCCACUACGGCUACCUAUCGCACCUACUCCUCACCCGCGGCCACCCCGUCUACUCCGCCAUUCUCCCCAGUACAGGAAGUAACAAGAAUGUCACUACACAAGACGAUGCUGACUAUGUGCGCAACCACAUGCUUCUUCCAAUCCUGGAUACCGAACAACACGAUGUGAUCAUGAUAAUGCAUUCUUACAGCGGUGUUCCAGGAAGUGCGGCCGCUUUGGGUUUGGGCAAGGCAGAACGUGCUCAGGCUGGUAAAGGAACUUCUGUUUUGGGACAGAUCUAUAUCGCCUCCCUCUUGAUUAAAGGAGGAGACGGAGGAGAUAUUGUUGCAGCUCUCGGUGGACAACUACCACCUCACAUAGCUCCUAACAAAGCUGCUGGUAUCCUUACUUGUGAGGACCCUGCUCCACCUUUGUAUGGCGACGUGACGCCGAAAGAGUUUCAGGAUGCCAUCGUAAUGUCAACACUAUGUCCCAGCUAUGCAUCAUGGCAUAGUCCCUGUCCACGCGCCUCCUGGGAUUCCGCGGCGUUCAAGGGGAGAAUCGCUUUCGUCCGCACUCUCAGAGAUACAGGUAUCCCUCUCGAGAUUCAAGACAUGGUGAUCAAGGGAACGGGAGUGGAGUGGAUUGUCAAAGAUGUAGACACCGGACACAGUCCGAAUUUAUCAGCGCCCGAGAAGAUAUGCGAUAUCUUGGAAGAGCUUGCGAGGGGGUUUGAGGGUUUGUGA